Hypomesus transpacificus is the source of this 2795-nucleotide messenger RNA. RefSeq names its product serine protease FAM111A-like. The record is from RefSeq and is a predicted model, not a curated record. Lineage: Eukaryota; Metazoa; Chordata; Actinopteri; Osmeriformes; Osmeridae. The coding region runs from base 206 to 1816 and encodes 536 amino acids. The transcript is spliced from 3 exons.
UGGAGGCAGGUUGCACUGGCAGGCGGUGACAGUUUUCACUCUCACUUUUGCAAAAUUCCAGCUAAUGUGGCAACGUUAAGUCUUGCCGAUUGAGUAAUUUUGGCAAUAUCCUUAUACCGAAGUCUGCUGUUUCUUAUAGGAAAAAAAUAAGCCUGUUUUUUGGAUUAGGAAGCCUCACGUCCACGACCACAGCUCUCAAGAUAAGAUGGCACAGAAGAAGAAUCAGGAACCUCUUAAGGACAAGUUCAAGGCAUUGGACCUUCAGGAGAAAGAGUCCAACUGCUUUAAAUACCAAUAUGGCCAAGAAAGAUCUAUACAUGAAGUCUACUGUCCGAUUCCUUGCACCGUGUUAGAGGGACUCGGUGAAACAAUGACAUCUCAAACAAAACAAAAUGAAGAACUUGUUAUUAAGAGACAGGGAUUAAAGAAUGCAAUGAUAGCAACACAUUUCCCCAGCCAUCUGAUUGACAAGGGGGAGAUGCUCAAGAUAUUGACAGUUUCCAAGACCGAGGAGACUGCCGCUAAAACCCGUCCGCAGAUUCAUCCAAAGGAAAAGUAUGUCACAUUCCUCAUCGAUACAGAAGGUGGCAAAAACGCAUCAAGCAAACAGUUGCUGAAGAAUCCAAAGCUUAAAAAACACGGUCCCUUGUGCGUUUACGGACUGAGGGGGGAGAAACUGAGGGAGGCGUUGACUAGAGAUGGCCGCUUUAUGGCCAUUGUGAUGACGGAAAAGUGCAAACUUGUGGACAAAGAUAAUGUUAACAUCUUGACAAGGCAACUGGUGGACCGCCUGGAUGGCCGACACUUCCAGAUCACCCUGGACAGAAAGAAGACUGAAGGAAACAAUGGGGAUGGUUGUUCUGAAAACCCCGGAAUAAUACCGGUACAAGACACCUCUCAAAGCAAUGGACCAGAUGAGGAGAACACAGAUGAUGAUUUACUCAAACCUCAGAUGUGUCUGAAAAAUGAGGAGUUUGGCAAGAUCAGACAGUCAUUUUCAGAAGUCUUCAGGCUGCAAGACUUGAUCAACUCAGGCAAAUCGGUAUGCAAAGUUGAUGUUGGCGGAGCAGUGUGUGGUACUGGCUUUGUGCUGUUUCAUAACUAUGUCUUGACCAAUGCACAUUUAUUUGAAAACCCAUGUGCACAGUCUAAAAUGCAAUUGUCUGUUAAAGUGAAAUGCAUCUUCAACUAUGUUCAUCCAACUGGAGGAGAUGUGUUUGAGAUUAAUGCUAAAAAAGAGCUCAUAGACCACCAGCACAAUCCAGAUCCGAGUAAACGUGCUCUGGACUACGCCAUACUGGAGCUAGACCUGAAGACCCUGAAGCCUAAUAAUAGGAAGCUUCCACCAGGUCUGCUCUGUAAAUACGGCCCAGUGCCACAUACAGGGGAGACCUGUCUCGUCGGACACCCCGGCGGAGGGGUGCAGCGACUGGAUCCCACAUGGAUCAUUCCUCGGGACAACAGAAAGUCUAUGGAGUCUGUAUUGAUGAUCAAAGUGAACAACGACCUCGUGACUUACGACACCUGCUUCUUUCACGGUUCAUCUGGCUCCCCGGUGUUUGAUGCUUUUGGUAGGGUGUUCGGCUUGCACACGGCCGGCAUUACAUACGAGACUCCGAAAACCAGCUACAAUGUCAUGGAGUAUGCCCACUCCUUGGAAGACAUCCUGGAGAGCUUCGUGAGGCGUUUGAAGGAAGACGGUAGCGAGGAACUUUUGGGUCAAGUAGAGGAAGUGGUGCGAAAUGACGUGUUUCUCCACCAGCUCCUUUUCUGGCCUCGACCAUCGGAUGAUGAACCUGUACCAAUGCAAAUCUGAACAGUCUGGGCGCGCUGGACUGAGAAGAAAAGUAAACGCAACAUUCCACAAUUCCACAAAAUAUUUGAUUGGUUUUAUAAUUAACGUAAAAUACUAGUCAAGGAAAACAAUUAGGCCCCACCCUGUGGAUUGUGAAUAAAAUCCAUGGAAUCAUUUGAGCUCUUGGAAUUCUCAGCGAGAUGGUAGCUCCUGCAAUUACUAUGACAAGAGGCCAUGUACAGUUUAUUAUUCAAAGGUUCAUUUGGAUAAAUAUGGGAACAAUGUUUUACCGUAGUGCAGUCUAAUCUGUUUAGUUUUGUUUUCAAAUCAGUUUUAGGAUAAGGACCAAUCAAACAGCAUUUCUAAAUGGCUUAAUCUACUUAUCUCUAUUUCUCUCACUCUCUCUCAUAUAUUUAUAUGUGUGUGUGUGUAUACACACAUUCAGAACUACCACGUUUUUUUAUGUGAAGAAGGACCUAGUUUCUUUGAUCCAUCUCUGGCCAAUCCAAUAUUGAGCGGAAUCAGUCCCAAAGGCCAAAUAGGGUUGACAUACUUUAAACCAAUGGUGAGUUCAUGCCAAAAGUGUCUUCAUGAGGCAUAACUAUGUAUGCCAACGCCUUCAUCUGACAUGCCAUAUAUUUUGCUAACUACUUUAUAGAGUAAUAGUUCUGAUUUGUACACAGCAAGACCCAUAGGCAACUCGUAUUUUGUUUCAAUAACAUAAGUCAAUUUUAAAUAUAAACCAAGCUGUUUAUCUUUUCAAUAAUACAGUACAGUUUUUGCAGUAGUAUAAAUGGUGUACAGGGAUGUUGUUGGGUUCCAAACUGAUAUCAGACGUUAUAGUUGAUUACAAGUUGAAUAAUAAGAUGAUGUGAAGCGAUGUAAGAGCCAUGCCUUACAAUGACAUCAGAGAUUCCAUGGUUUAUUAUGCAAUUCCAUUGGAACAUCUGUUGAAGUUGAACACUGUACCACUUUCACUGUCGUUUUUAAUAGUCUGUUU